Molecule: messenger RNA, 825 nt
Organism: Sinocyclocheilus grahami
Lineage: Eukaryota; Metazoa; Chordata; Actinopteri; Cypriniformes; Cyprinidae
Product: atrial natriuretic peptide receptor 1-like
Exons: 10
Coding region: 1-825 (274 amino acids)
Biological process (GO): receptor guanylyl cyclase signaling pathway; protein phosphorylation; cGMP biosynthetic process
Cellular component (GO): plasma membrane
Molecular function (GO): adenylate cyclase activity; protein kinase activity; ATP binding
Source: RefSeq, a predicted model, not a curated record
AUGGUGCGGGUUACCGGACUCGUUCAGCUGGAUGAGAAUGGCGAUCGGGAGAUUGACUUUGCUCUAUGGGACAUGACCGACACAGAUACUGGAGUUUAUCAGAUUGUGUCCGUGUAUAAUGGCAGUCAGAAGCGGAUGAUUCCGGAGCCAGGGAUGAAGGUGUACUGGCUGAAGGGAAGUCCGCCUCCAGAUAUCCCACUGUGUGGCUUCAAAAACGACAACCCUGCCUGCCUGGCAAAGACGGUCACCAUGCACCAGAUGAUCUCCAUAGUGGUGUGCUUCAUUUUUAUCAUCAUCGUAACGGUCACAGUCUUCAUAUACAGGAAGCUGAAACUGGAGAAUGAGUUGACCGCUCAGCUGUGGCGUGUGCACUGGGAGGACAUCCAGAUGAGUAACAUGGAGAAGGUGCUGCGCAGAACCUGCAGCAAACUCACCAUGUCAUUGAGAGGCUCUAACUACGGCUCACUGCUGACUAUGGAGGGAAACUUCCAGAUCUAUGCCAAGACCGGCUAUUACAAGGGAAACAUAACAGCCAUUAAGUAUGUCAACAAGAAACGCAUCGAGCUCACCAGGAAAGUGCUGUUUGAACUCAAACAUAUGCGUGAUGUACAGAAUGAACACUUGACGCGCUUUAUCGGCUCUUGUAUCGACCCACCCAACAUCUGCAUCCUUACUGAGUACUGCCCUCGAGGAAGCUUACAGGACCUCAUGGAGAGUGAAGGAAUCACGCUGGACUGGAUGUUUCGCUAUUCUCUGAUCAAUGACAUUGUUAAGGGAAUGGCGUUCCUCCACAACAGCGUCAUUGUCUCCCUUGUUGUUUGUUGA